This is a messenger RNA of Conger conger (European conger), 3277 nucleotides long. RefSeq names its product NACHT, LRR and PYD domains-containing protein 12-like. The transcript is spliced from 8 exons. Bases 212 to 3277 code for a protein of 1021 amino acids. Gene Ontology annotation, molecular function: protein binding. Lineage: Eukaryota; Metazoa; Chordata; Actinopteri; Anguilliformes; Congridae. The record is from RefSeq and is a predicted model, not a curated record.
CGGAACGUUGUGUAACUGGUCCUGUAGGUUGAUUGACUUGUUCACACAGGCAAGAGUCUUGUGCUUCAAACAAGCUAUGGUACAGAUGGAGGAUGCGGUCACAAUUUUGUGGACAUGGACAUUAUUUUAGCUAGAGGUGAGGACCACAGAGAGUAGGCAUCUACUGAUCUUGGAUCAGUCCCUCUCCAUUCCUCAGACUGGAGUCAGUGCCAUGGACCACAGUAAGCAGAGCCCUACUGAUGUGGGAUCACCCCCUAUCUCUAUCAUAGCUCAGAGUGGAGGCAGUGCCAUGGACCACAGUGAGCAGAGCCUUACUGAUGUGGGAUCACCCCCUAUCUCUAUCACAGCUCAAAGUGGAGGCAUUGCCAUGGACCACAGUAAGCAGAGCCCUACUGGUGUGGGAUCACCCCCUAUCUCUAUCACAGCUCAGAGUGGAGGCAGUGCCAUGGACCACAGUGAGCAGAGCCCUACUGAUGUGGGAUCACCCCCUAUCUCUAUCACAGCUCAAAGUGGAGGCAGUGCCAUGGACCACAGUGAGCAGAGCCUUACUGAUGUGGGAUUGCCCCCUAUCUCUAUCACAGCUCAAAGUGGAGGCAGUGCCAUGGACCACAGUGAGCAGAGCCUUACUGAUGUGGGAUCACCCCCUACCUCUAUCACAGCUCAGAGUGGAGGCAGUGCCAUGGACCACAGUGAGCAGAGCCUUACUGAUGUGGGAUCACCCCCUAUCUCUAUCACAGCUCAGAGUGGAGGCAUUGCUGCAGUACCAGUGAUACAUCAAUCUACUGUUGAAUCAGUGACUGUCAAUUAUAUCUUCCAGUCUGAUAACAAAAGUAUUACCCCAGGAACUGAGCAGGAGACAGGGCUGGGAGGCACACAGAAAGACAACCUACAAGGAAAGCUGAAGAAAGAAACAAGAGAAUCCAUCAUAAAAGACCAACAUAACCUGAAAGAGCAUCUGAAGAAUCUUUGUGACAACAUAUGUCAAAGUUCAGCAGAACAGACCCUCCUCAAUAAGAUCUAUACAGAGCUCUACAUCACAGAGGGGGGAAGUGGGGGGGUCAAUAAUGAGCACGAGGUCAGACAGAUUGAGACAGCAUCCAAGCGACAAACCACCCAGGAGACUCCAAUCCUCUCCAAUAACAUCUUUAAGCCUUUACCUGGCCAAGAGAAACGCAUCAGAACUGUGCUUACAAAGGGCAUCGCUGGCAUUGGGAAAACUGUCUCUGUUCACAAGUUCAUUCUGGACUGGGCAGAAGGAAAAGCCAAUGGGGACAUUGAUUUUAUCUUCCCUCUUCCUUUCCGUGAUCUUAAUUUGAAGGAGAGAGAAUUUAGUCUGGUGGAACUUCUCCAGGAUUACUUUCCAGAACUUACUUUCCUGAAUAAUCUUUCCCCAGAAGAGAUCAAAAUCAUUGAUCGUAAGGUAAAGGUUUUGUUCAUUUUUGAUGGUCUAGAUGAGUGUCGACUUCCUCUAAAGUUCAAUAGUGGAAUUUGGCGUGAUGUAGAAAAACCAGCCUCAGUGCAGAAGCUACUGACAAAUCUUAUUGAGGGGGAAUUGCUUUCCUCUGCUCUCGUCUGGAUCACCUCCCGGCCAGCAGCAGUCAGUCAGAUUCCACAGAAGUACAUCCACCGAGUGACAGAGGUACAUGGCUUCAAUGACCCACAGAAGGAGGAGUACUUCAGGAAGAGAGUCAGCGAUCAGAACCAGGCCAGCAGAAUUAUCUCACACUUGAAGUCAUCCAGGAGUCUCUACAUCAUGUGCCACAUACCAGUCUUCUGCUGCAUUUCUGCGACUGUUCUGGCGACAAUGUUGGAUAAAACUGAGAGUGGAGAUGUGCCCAAAACUCUGACUGAAAUGUACACGCACUUCCUGCUCAUUCAGACCUGUAAGAAGCAUGAGAAAUAUCAUGGCUCCAAUGAGCCAAACCCAGAGAAAUUGUCAGAGUCAGAUACAGAAAUCAUCCUGAAACUGGGGAAGCUGGCCUUUCUACAGCUGAAAAAGGGCAAUCUGAUAUUCUAUGAGAAGGACCUGAGAAGGAGUGGCAUUGAUGUCAGCGAAGCUUCAGUGUACUCUGGUGUAUGCACAGGGAUCUUUAAACUUCAGGGUGGGUUACAUCGGGAGAAUGUCUACUGCUUUGUGCAUCUGACCAUUCAGGAGUAUCUGGCUGCCUUGUUUGUAUUUCAUUCAUGUGUAAAGGAGAACAGAAAUGUACUCAGAGUUCAAUUUCGCAUUUGCCAAGUGCAGCUGUCUGAGUUACACAGAAGGGCAGUGGAUCAGGCCUUAGACAGUACAAAUGGACACUUGGACCUUUUCCUCCGAUUCCUUCUUGGCUUCUCUCUGGACACCGUUCAAAGUCUCCUUGGAGAACAACUGACACAGACAGGAAGCAGACACAAGAAGUGUUUCUUUCAAAGACUAUGGACACCGACAGAAAGCAGAUCAGAGAGCACUCAGAAAACAGUCCAGUACAUUAAGCAGAAGAUCAGAAAGGAAUCUUCAGCAGAGAGGAUUAUCAAUCUGUUCCACUGUCUGAAUGAACUGAACGACAACUCUCUUGUGGAGGAAAUCCAGAAUUCCCUGAGAUUGGGAAAACUUUCUGAUAAACAGCUGGAACCACACCAAGCUUCAGCUCUAGCCUUUAUGUUACUAAUGUCAGAGGAGACCCUGGCUGAGUUUAACUUGAAGACCUACCACACAUCAGAAGCAGGUCGUCAGAGGCUGAUCCCAGUGCUCAGGAACUGCAGGAAGGCCAUACUGAGGAAGUGCAACCUCACAGAGACGUCCUGUGAUAUUGUGGCCUCAGCUCUCCAGUCAUCAAACUCACCCCUGAGAGAUCUGGACCUCAGCUUCAAUAAGCUGAGCAUUUCAGCAGUGGAGCAGCUCUGCGCUGGCCUGACAAGUCCAAACUGUAAUCUACAGAAACUAGCGCUGGGUCGGUGUGAUCUCACAGAGGGCUGCUGUGAUGUUCUGGCCUCAGUCCUGCGCUCUCCUCACUCAGAGCUGAGUGAUCUAGACCUCCAAUUCAACAGCCUGCAGGAGUCAGGAGUGAGAGCGCUCUCUGCUGGACUGGAGGACCCACACUGUAAACUACAGAGACUGGGGCUGGAAUGGUGUGAUCUCACAGAGGGCUGCUGUGAUGUUCUGGCCUCAGUCCUGCGCUCUCCUCACUCAGAGUUGAGAGAUCUGGAGCUCAGAGACAACGAGCUGCAGGAUUCAGGAGUGAGAGCACUCUCUGCUGGACUGGAGCACCCACACUGUAAACUACAGAGACUGGGGUGA